AUGACAGCCUGGCUUCCUCUGCUCGUGCUGUACUCGUUUUGGAUAUCUCUUGGCGCUGCUGUCUCUGGCCAAGAGCCGCUGAAGGAUGUGCCGACGGGAGGAUAUAGAGCUGGAGAGCGUAUCCCUGUGAGUUGUUUGAAUAGGACCAUAGAAACCGGGGAACAUGUAUGUCCAAGGGCAGCGAAUCCUGAGACAGCGUUAAAGAGCAAUGCCUCGGGACAACUUCAAUAUAUACCUUUUCCAACGUGUAAUGAGACCGGCCGACCUCUGGAGCUCUUCUUCGGCGUAGAGAAGGACAUCAAUUGCACAAUCGACUUCAUCUCUGACCCUCUUUUUCACCUCCUCGAAUUCUACAUCCACAACGACGCACCCCUAACAUGCCGGAUCCCAUCCCGGCCCCUUCCCCCUUCGCCAAAAGAAAUCGAAUACAAAGUCAGCGAUAGCAGUACACAAGAAGGAGCACUAGGAAGCCAGUCCACACUAUACACGCCAUUGAUAAUCGCGCUAGCGGGAACAUUGCAGCUGAGCCAUUUACAUGUCUCCCAUGAGCUGAAUUUGCUGGUGCAUGCUGCGCCAAAGAGUGUCAGCCCAGGAACCAUUGAUGCGGCAGCUGCCUACUCCAUCUCAGCACAUGCUAGGCAAACACGGAUUUCCAUUGGGGACUCGUUGCCCCUGACUUUCAGUGUGCGCUGGUAUCCGUCUACGACGCUACCGCCUGGUUGGAGUGGGUAUGGCGGGCAUUUGUAUAAGAGCACUUUUUUGUAUUGCAUUCUGAGUGCCGGAGCGAGCGCAGCCGUCUGUGUGGCGUAUUUUAGGGGUGUCGAGUUGCCCAGGCGGUUGAGGCGGUAUGCAAGGGAUAAGGUGCAGGGAGGAGGGAGGUUUGGAGGCGGCGGCUAUGGUUUGCCAGUAGCUAAUAGCGGGGGAGGCGGAUAUGGUGGGUAUGGAUAUAGUGUUGGGAAGAAGGAUUAG
Lindgomyces ingoldianus is the source of this 969-nucleotide messenger RNA. RefSeq lists its product as uncharacterized. Lineage: Eukaryota; Fungi; Ascomycota; Dothideomycetes; Pleosporales; Lindgomycetaceae. The record is from RefSeq and is a predicted model, not a curated record. The coding region runs from base 1 to 969 and encodes 322 amino acids. The transcript is spliced from 4 exons.